AGUUUUUAAUGGCGCCAUACGUGUACAACACACUUUUAUCUAACCACCCUCUAUAAUUUUAUUUUUAACAAAAUCCUUUUCACUUAUUUUUUUGGUUGGUGAAAAUUGAGCAAGAAACUGGACAUACCAAAUAAAAAUCUUGAUUUUGGAUCAAGAAGCAGAAAUUGAUAAGGAAUUAAGGAAAUGGCUCUGGUUUCUAACACUAACUCAUUCUUAAAGUCACAGAGGCACCAAGUUUACUGCAGAAAGAAGGAGAAAGAUAAGAGUCAAAAUCCCCAACCCUAUAAAGUCAUUGAAAUUUCACCCCCUCCCAAGAACCUUGGCAUACGUUGCCUCCCCUCGAACUUGCAGUGUGGAGAAAGUGUAACCAUCGAAGGCCGAGCUUACACCAUUUCAGCUGUAACUCAUCGUUAUCAGCUUCGUAAAGGGAAAUACGAGCCUAGUGAGAAGAGGCUUGAUGUGUUGUCUACUGGAAGAUACAUCUUAAAUUUGUACUUAGAAAAUUUGCUAGAACAAUCUUGACUAUGAUGUAGAUUACUCCACUUUUCCCUUCAUCUUUAUGUAUACAUUAUGAAAAUACAACUUCAUUCAAUUGCCUGUGUCAAAUGAACUCGUUUGUUAUUUUUG
Solanum lycopersicum (tomato) is the source of this 627-nucleotide messenger RNA. RefSeq lists its product as uncharacterized. NCBI's taxonomy places the organism in Eukaryota, Viridiplantae, Streptophyta, Magnoliopsida, Solanales, Solanaceae. The record is from RefSeq and is a predicted model, not a curated record.